AUGGCAACAAAUACGUUUCGUAAUAAUAUGAGAAGAACUCCAAUGGGACAAUAUAUUCAUUCAACUCUACAAUGUCAUGUAGUUCUUGAUCGUUUGGAACAAUCAACUAUUGAUCAGAUAAUAAAAAAUUCAAUAAAAGAUAAUCAAACAAAUAAUACUACAACAUCACAAAUAAAACGAUCAUUAAGAAAUUCAUCUCAACAAGAAAAUUCUUCAUUUUCAAAUGAUCAACAAUCAUUAAAUCAAACAACAACAAAAACUACAACAACACGAACAACAAUAACAACUAUGACAACUGAAAAAACAACUGUUAAACAUAAAUCAACAACAACAUCAUAUAAUAAUAAUAAUAAUAAUUCAAAACGUUUUAAAAAAACAUCUGAUGAUAAUUGUAUUGAUAUAUCUGAUAAUAAUGAAUCAACAUUAACAUAUCAACGUAUUUAUUUAAAAUGUUUUGUCUGUUUAAAACGUGAAUAUAUUGAUGCACAAACAACAAAUAGUGAUAUAUUACAUUCACAUUGGCUUGAACAUGGUAAUGAUUUAUCAUUAAAUAUUUAUGAUUCAAUAAUUGAUUCAAUUUUAACACGUGUUGUGGAAUUUUUUUAUUUUCCUAAACGACAUACAUUAGAAGGAAAAAUUCAAACUGUAUUUAUAUUAAAUUCAAAAGAAAUACGUAAAACUUCAUCAAAUUCAUUAGAUGAUGAUGAUACAUGUAUAGUUCUUGAUUAA
Messenger RNA from Rotaria sp. Silwood1, 729 nucleotides. The record is from the annotation of a GenBank genome assembly. Lineage: Eukaryota; Metazoa; Rotifera; Eurotatoria; Philodinida; Philodinidae.